CAGAGCACAAGCAAGUUAGGCACUCGAUAUUCGAUCGCUCAAUUUCGUUGAACACCUUUAUAAGUGAGUGUCUGUUUCUGGGCUGACUUCAGAAUUUCGUCGGCGGUGUGCCUGGCCACUGAACCGGUAUUGAUUUUCUUUUGUAUGGACAGUUUGUUGCUUGCGUCAUGGUCAUGGCGUGGCUUACCUGAGCGACUAUCUUAUCAGUAAGUUUUUCACACAAAGAAGCAAGGCUCUGACAGACAUAGCAAAUCUCUCGUUGAUCCUGUGAGUUAAUUCAAAGUGUUCUAACAUUGAAAAAAUAAGUGAAACGUACAUUCGAAGUGAAGACGAUCGGAAAAAUGAAAGUGGUAAACAUAAACAGAGUGAAUCAUCAGCAUCAUCUGGACGGGCUGCAGACGACGCUAAUGGAGGAUCCGAUUACGCCAAAAGCCACCACAGAUGUGAUGGACAACGAGUCCGGUCGCGACACCGGCGGUGACUGUCAUGCAGGAGGAGGUGGUGGUGGUGGUGGCUGCUCCGGAAUCACACUGCCUUCGGCAAAACCGAACCAGAUUCAGGCUCUGCUGGAACGUCACGAAAAUCCCCCAUCCCCAGCGGCUAGUAUUAGCAACAUCAGUGGCAUCGCCGCCAGUAGCUGCAGUUCAUCGUCCUUUAUCACCGGAGUAUCAAAGUUGCUACGUAAUCUGUAUCUAUGCGGUGGCAGUGCGGCCAGCGUAUCGAUGAUGCGUCAACUGGGCGUAAGUUUGGUGAUCAACGCAACGACUGAAUCGGAACUUCCCAACACUCCAUUGCCCUGUGAUGAAACGACCGGAUAUCUGCGGGUGCCGGUGAAAGACAACCGGGAAGCGGACCUGGCACAAUAUUUCCACGAAGUAGCUGAUAGAAUUGAAGAGGAAUCCCAACGCGACGGAGUCACCCUGGUACAUUGUGUGGCCGGUGUAAGUCGAUCCGCUUCACUUUGCCUAGCUUAUCUAAUGAAGUACCAUAGGAUGAGUCUUAAAGAUGCGUACAAUCAUGUGAAAACUCGUCGACCACAAAUCCGACCGAAUGUGGCUUUCGUUAAACAGUUGAGUGAAUUCGAGUUUCAACUAACCGGUGCCCGAUCGGUGGCUAUGGUAUACUGUCACGCGUUGGAUCAGGAGCUUCCCGACAUUUACGAGCCGGAGUUUCGAACGAUGGAACUGAUGUACCAGAAGUUUCGACGGAAUAUUGCAAGGCGCUAGGAGCGUACCGUGAGCUUCUCUACAUUGCCCCAUUCAGUGGUUCGAAACUGUAUUCCCAUCAUUCGUAAGAUGAUCUAUUAUUAACCUAAAAUAAGGCACUGAGAAAACCGGCGGCACCGACUAAGCCGUCGUAGAUUUAGGUCGUCCAAAUGUUCAAAUAAUUAACCGCACAUUAUAUUAUACCGUAACUGCACAACCGUACUCCAAGUUAAUAUUAUUAGCUCGCGAGUAUUAACUACACUGUGUAUACUAUAUAACUGUAAGGCAACCCUUAGUUCAGUUGACGAUUAGCUGUAGAAACAGUUUCCGGGAAACAGGCUCAAAUCACCCACCGUGCAAUAGCCACCAAUGACCACCGGUUGAUGUACAGCUACUCGAAAGCUUCCACUAUUAGGUCAGGGACCAAUCCUGCUAUAUUAUUAGGUUUUCCCUUAGGAGUUAAUUUAAAUUUACUAUACUCAUACAGUUAAGAAGUGACCAAUAUGUAAUGUCCAUAUUUUGAUUUAGCAAUCGAAAAACGGAAAUGUUACGCGACAUAAAAAUAUACUUGAUUUUGUUUGAAUCGUUUAUAACCUAAUGACAAAACAAAACUCUAUACAUAGAUAUUUUAUAAAUACCACUAUAACGUGAAACUAAUAAAGCAAU
Sabethes cyaneus is the source of this 1871-nucleotide messenger RNA. Its product is annotated as dual specificity protein phosphatase 18-like. The transcript is spliced from 3 exons. Lineage: Eukaryota; Metazoa; Arthropoda; Insecta; Diptera; Culicidae. Gene Ontology annotation, cellular component: cytoplasm. The record is from RefSeq and is a predicted model, not a curated record. Gene Ontology annotation, biological process: protein dephosphorylation. Gene Ontology annotation, molecular function: protein tyrosine/serine/threonine phosphatase activity. Bases 342 to 1226 code for a protein of 294 amino acids.